AUGGAGGACACGCUGGAUCAGGAAUUUGUGAUUGAAGACAAUGUGAUCCUGGCACUGAGGGAGCGCCUUGCCAUGCAGGAGGCAGAGAGUCUCAAGAAAGAGGAGAUAAUCCAAUCCCUGCGUCUCGACAUUAUCAAUUUAGAGCAGUACAGGCAGGUAAAUCCUGAAAUUGAGGCAUUGAAGAGAAGCCUUGCAAAGGAACAGGAGGAAAGUAAGCAGGAAGUAAAAUCUCUGAACUCCGUUAUUCAGACACUACAGACUACAGUGGAGGACAGAGACCAGAAGGUUUCCUAUCUGCAGGAGGAAGUGGAGCAGUUGGCAUCAGACCUCAGAACAGAACAAGAUAAAAACAGUUCUCUUCAGAGGGACAACAAGGCCGCCAUCUCCCAGAGCCAGAAGGACAAAAAGAAAUCAGGAAAACUGGAAAACAUGGUUUCCUCGCAGGAAAACGUCAAACGAUUGAUGUCAGACCUGAAAAGAGAGCAGGCCACAAACAGUUCUCUUCAGAGGGACUACAAGGCCACCCUCUACCAGGUCCAGAAGGCCAAAAAGAAAUCAGAGGACCAGGAAAAAAUGGUUUCCUCCCUGCAGGAGAAAAUCAAACUGUUGACAUCAGACCUGAAAAGAGAGCAGGCCGCAAACAGUUCUCUUCAGAGGGACUACAAGGCCACCCUCUACCAGGUCCAGAAAACCAAAAAGAAAUUAGAGGACCAGGAAAAAAUAGUUUCCUCCCUGCAGGAGAAAGUCAAACAGUUAAAGUCAGACCUGAAAAGAGAGCAAGACAAAAUCUGUUCUCUUCAGAGAGACUACAAGUCCACUGUCUCCCAGGGUCCAAAAAAUUCCCAGAAAUCAGAGGACCAGGAAAAUAUGGUUUCCUCCCUGCAGGAGAAAGUCAAACAGUUAAAGUCAGACCUGAAAAGAGAGGAAGACAAAAACAGUUCUCUUCAGAGAGACUACAAGGCCACUGUCUCACAGGGUCCAAAGAAUUCCCAGAAAUCAGAGGACCAGGAAAAUAUGGUUUCCUCCCUGCAGGAGAAAGUCAAACGGUUGACAUCGGACCUGAAAAGAGAGCAAGACAAAAACAGUUCUCUUCAGAGGGACAACAAGGCCGCCAUCUCCCAGAGCCAGAAGGAAAAACAGGAAUUGAAAGAACUGGAACACUUGCUCUCGUCACAGCAGGAGGAAGUGGAACGGUUGAUGUCAACCCUGAAAAGAGAGGAAGACAAAAACAUUUCUCUUCAGGGGAACUACAAGGCCACCGUCUCCCAGGGCCAGAAGGACAAAAAGAAAUCAGAAGACCUGGAAAACAUGGUUACCUCACUGCAGGAAAAAGUCGAAUGGUUGAUGUCAGACCUGAAAAGAGAGCAAGACAAAAACAGUUCUCUUCAGAGAGACUACAAGGCCACUGUCUCACAGGGUCCAAAGAAUUCCCAGAAAUCAGAGGACCAGGAAAAUAUGGUUUCCUCCCUGCAGGAGAAAGUCAAACGGUUGACAUCGGACCUGAAAAGAGAGCAAGACAAAAACAGUUCUCUUCAGAGGGACAACAAGGCCGCCAUCUCCCAGAGCCAGAAGGAAAAACAGGAAUUGAAAGAACUGGAACACUUGCUCUCGUCACAGCAGGAGGAAGUGGAACGGUUGAUGUCAACCCUGAAAAGAGAGGAAGACAAAAACAUUUCUCUUCAGGGGAACUACAAGGCUGCUGUCUCCCAGGGCCAGAAGGACAAAAAGAAAUCGGAAGACCUGGAAAACAUGGUUACCUCACUGCAGGAAAAAGUCGAAUGGUUGAUGUCAGACCUGAAAAGAGAGCAAGACAAAAACUGUUCUCUUCAGAGAGACUACAAGGCCACUGUCUCCCAGCGUCCGAAGAAUUUCCAGAAAUCAGAGGACCAGGAAAAAAUGGUUUCCUCCCUGCAGGAGAAAAUCAAACUGUUGACAUCAGACCUGAAAAGAGAGCAAGACAAAAACAGUUCUCUUCAGAGGGACUACAAGGCCACCAUCUCCCUGGGUCAGAAGGACAAAAAGGAACUGAAAGAACUGGAACGCUUGUUUUCGUCACAGCAGGAGGAAGUGGAACGGUUGGUGACAACCCUGAAAAGAGAGGAAGACAAAAACAUUUCUCUUCGGGGGGACUACAAGGCCGCUCUCUCCCAGGGCCAGAAGGACAAAAAGAAAUCGGAAGAACUGGAAAACCUGGUUUCAUCACUGCAGGAGGAAGUCAAACAGUUGAUGUCAGACCUGUCACAAAGGCCAAAAAACGCAAAAACACAAGGGAAACCCAAAUGCAGAUAA
Messenger RNA from Cheilinus undulatus (humphead wrasse), 2289 nucleotides. RefSeq names its product golgin subfamily A member 6-like protein 22. The record is from RefSeq and is a predicted model, not a curated record. Gene Ontology annotation, cellular component: cytoskeleton. Lineage: Eukaryota; Metazoa; Chordata; Actinopteri; Labriformes; Labridae. The transcript has a single exon. Bases 1 to 2289 code for a protein of 762 amino acids.